AGUCUGUUAAUGGUCUAUAACCACUAGUGAGAAGCUAGGAAGGAUGAGUGGUCAGGACCUGGUCACUUUGAAUGUGGGAGGGAAGAUAUUCACAACAAGGCUCUCUACCCUCACGCAGUUCCCUGCUUCUCGGUUGGCAGGCAUGUUGGAUGGCAGAGACCAAGAGUUCAAGAUAGUUGAUGGCCAGAUUUUUGUGGAUAGAGAUGGUGUUUUAUUCAGUUUCAUUUUAGAUUUUUUGAGAAAUCAUGAGCUUCUGUUACCCUCGGACUUUUCAGACCAUCAUAGGCUUCAGAGAGAGGCUCUUUUCUAUGAACUCGAUUCUCUUGUUGAUCUCUUAAGCCAAUACCUGCUCCAAUCAAGAUCUGCUGUCAUGGAGGUGCAUUUCCUAAACCGAAAUACUCAAGCCUUCUUCAGAGUGUUUGGCUCUUGCAGCAAAACAAUUGAGAUGUUGUACAGGAGGAUUACAAUGUUUGUAGAGUGGCCUACAGCACUGGCCAGGAACAGUAACUCCUCACUGGCUUUACCUCCACAAAGACCUUCUCACCAUGACCUGCUUUUCCACUGUGGCUCUGCCGGCACUGCUGAGAACCAUGCUGGAGUCAGGUACAUUUCUAUAAAGCCUGACAAUCGAAAAUUGGCCAAUGGAACAAAUGUCUUGGGCCUACUGGUUGACACUUUAUUAAAGGACGGCUUUCGUCUGGUCAGCACUAGAACACCGGCCUCCGGAGACAAAAGUGAAUGUUAUGUCUUUGAAAGGAUAAAAAGCCCUCAAGUCCUUGGGAUGAAUAAAACACCCAAAUCAGAAAUUACCACCAUGCCACUGCCAUCUCAGAAGUGACACUGUUCUUUGGAAAUUCCAUAUCGGGGCAUGCAUGUCACAGUUGUACUCGGUCUAACUUUGGGUUCCCCAGCAGUGCUUAAAGCCAUCCUGCCUGUUCUCUUAAAGCAGCACUGCACUUUGUGCUUUGGCACUUGCUCCUUUCGCCAUGAACUAUCAUACCUUGUAGAAAUAGGCUCUGGACUUGGACUGUGUCUAAUCCCAGUUUACUCAUUUAUUAGCUAUGUAACAUUUCUGGGUUUUAACUUUUAUCUAUUAACUGGGGACAAAAAAAAGUCUCUCCCCUCAUAGGGUUAUGAGGGUGGUGGUUAAAGUCCUCAUUAUGUUGCCUGGCAUGUGGUAGGCAUUCAGUAACUGUUAUUAAUGAUAAUGAUCAUGGGUCACUUGCUUUCAAACCCAUCUUUUCUCCAGAGCCUUGUCUUUUCCCUUGCCUUUUGUUUCUCUGCAAUGUUAGUGCCUUAGGGUUUUAUUGCUGUAAGGAGACUCCAUGGCCAUAGCAACUCUUAUAAAGGCAAACAUUUAAUUGGGGCUGGCUUAUAGUUUCAGAGGUUUAGUUCAUUAUCAUCACAGUGGUAAGCAUGGCAGUAUCCAGACAGACAAGAUGCUGAAAGAGCCAAAGAGCUGUACAUCUUGAUCCUUAGGCAACAGAAGGGAACUGUGUGUCACACUGAGCAUAACUUGAGCAUAGGAGACCUCAAAGCCCACCCCUAGAGUGACAUACUUCCUCCAGCAUUGCCACACCUAAUAGUGCCACUCUCUAUGGGCCAAGCAUUCAAACACAUGAGUCUAUUGGGGGCCAUACUUAUUCAAACCACCACAGUCAGUGACUGAACCCUCAUGCAUACGAAGUAAGACCUCUAGGACUAUGACUGUACCCCUCAGCAGAUAAUCCUUCUGUAUAGACUUAUAUAUCAUCAUAAAACCAGGUCUUCUUCA
This is a messenger RNA of Arvicanthis niloticus (Nile rat), 1774 nucleotides long. It is a transcript of the gene Kcnrg, whose product is annotated as potassium channel regulator. Gene Ontology annotation, biological process: negative regulation of delayed rectifier potassium channel activity; protein homooligomerization. NCBI's taxonomy places the organism in Eukaryota, Metazoa, Chordata, Mammalia, Rodentia, Muridae. The record is from RefSeq and is a predicted model, not a curated record. Gene Ontology annotation, molecular function: protein binding. Gene Ontology annotation, cellular component: endoplasmic reticulum.